AUGGACGACUUUCUUUUCGACGAGACUGAUGCCUUUGCUUUGCCUCUGCUGGACUGGUUCGAUUCAGACGAUAUACUGCUGAAAUCUCCUGAGCUGGAUAGGAGCCACACGCAUCUACAGCAGACGCAGUUCCCAGUCACUGUCAGCCAUUGCCCGACCAGUCCAGUGAGCACCGAUGACGACACCAUAGACGCUGAAGUGUUGACGCCGCCUCCUGCUUUUCAGUAG
Molecule: messenger RNA, 228 nt
Organism: Peronospora farinosa
Lineage: Eukaryota; Oomycota; Peronosporomycetes; Peronosporales; Peronosporaceae
Source: the annotation of a GenBank genome assembly